ACCCAGGAAGUUUGACUGCUUCCGGGGCACACAGAAAAUAAACGUUUAGCUUAAUGCUACUUUGCCUGAAGCUAAUGAAAUGCACAUAUUUCAGGCGUGAGCAAUGAGAAAAGGCAUACGUUCUGUCUUAAACUCGUAUUUUUAAGGUUUGCGGGGGGAACGCUCUGUAACCGAGUGUCACAGAUGUGGCUAAUGUUGGACGUCUUUCGACUGUAGUUUUCUUACCGCUUUCCUGCUGCUGCCUACGCACACUGAGAAACAUGAGUGAUCCACGCACCCCAGGAAUGUCCUCCGUCCCCCAGGCAGCCCCGGUGCACACUGACUCCACGUCUCCGGCAGUAGAGAUGGAGCCCGUGGAGUACACCCUGAGGAAGCGCCUCCCCCGGAAGCUCCCAAAGAGACGGAAUGACGUCUACGUCAACAUGAAGACUGAUUUCCGGGCUCAGCUGGCACGCUGUCAGAAGCUGCUGGAAGGCGGGGGUCACAGGGAGAUCUGUGUCCACGGCCUGGGCCUGGCCAUCAACAGAGCCAUCAACAUCGCCCUCCAGCUGCAGGCCAGCAGCCAGGGGGUGCUGCAGCUGGCAGCCAACACCUCCACCGUGGAGCUGGUGGACGACCUGGAGCCUGAAGAUCCAGACGAGGCCGGCGAGCACCUGACGCGUACACGCAACAACUCAGCCAUUCAUAUCAAGGUUUUCUACCCUGACCCCCAGUGACCGGAGUAGAGGUGUGUUCAGCAGCGUUCUCCAUGAGUCUUUAAGUCCUAUUUGUUCCCUCAUGAACCAGUAGAGAGAUAUAACACUGUUGUCUGUGUGUGGAGAUAUUUGAGGACAGCAGCAGAGGACUGCAGAAUGGAGCAGGAUGCUCCGAUUGGGACAACUUUAGUUGACUAAAUACAUUAAGCUCUUGUUGUCAAUUGCAAAUUGUUGUUUUGUAUUUACUUUGCAUGUGUUGAGGCAUCAAUGGUGAUUACCACCUCAAUUUAAUGUAAUACUUGUAGAUAUAGCUGUGCCAAAUGUACAAGUGUCUUUCAUUUCAAGGUCCAAUUAAGGGUCUAUAAAAAGGUUUACAGUUCCAUGUCUUUAUGUUUAAAAGAUACAAAUACUUAGAAAACCUGAGAAAUCCUGAGUUUAAAGUAUGUGAUGUUGCAAUUCAUGUCCACUAGAUGUCAGUAGUCUAUCUAUUUAAAUGUUAUUGAACUGCAGGUGGUGUCCAUGUUCAGAAUGAAUAGGUAAAGGACAGUUUUCAGUAAGAGGCUGACCAUGUGUUUGAUUUCUUGAAAAAUAAUAUAACUUGCUGAAUGUUAUCUUUAACGCUCUGUGGGUCAGGAUCAAAUGAAUGCCAGUCAUUGAAAAACAAUAUUGUCAACUCUGCUGACCUGAAGAUAAAGAUAAUGAAUGAAAUGGA
Trematomus bernacchii (emerald rockcod) is the source of this 1407-nucleotide messenger RNA. RefSeq names its product POP7 homolog, ribonuclease P/MRP subunit (gene pop7). The record is from RefSeq and is a predicted model, not a curated record. Gene Ontology annotation, biological process: tRNA 5'-leader removal. Gene Ontology annotation, cellular component: nucleolar ribonuclease P complex; ribonuclease MRP complex; nucleus. Gene Ontology annotation, molecular function: nucleic acid binding. The transcript is spliced from 3 exons. Bases 261 to 716 code for a protein of 151 amino acids. NCBI's taxonomy places the organism in Eukaryota, Metazoa, Chordata, Actinopteri, Perciformes, Nototheniidae.